Messenger RNA from Haliaeetus leucocephalus (bald eagle), 825 nucleotides. RefSeq names its product steroid-5-alpha-reductase, alpha polypeptide 1 (3-oxo-5 alpha-steroid delta 4-dehydrogenase alpha 1) (gene SRD5A1). Gene Ontology annotation, molecular function: 3-oxo-5-alpha-steroid 4-dehydrogenase activity. Gene Ontology annotation, biological process: steroid biosynthetic process. The record is from RefSeq and is a predicted model, not a curated record. NCBI's taxonomy places the organism in Eukaryota, Metazoa, Chordata, Aves, Accipitriformes, Accipitridae. Gene Ontology annotation, cellular component: membrane. The coding region runs from base 1 to 825 and encodes 274 amino acids. The transcript has 5 exons.
AUGGGGUCCGGCGGUGUCGUCGUCAGCGAUGGCGGCGUGUGCGGGUUCUGGCGGCGGCUGUCGGGGCCGGAGGAGCGGCGGCUGCUGGAGCUGCUCGCCUACGGGCUGGUGGCGCUGGGCGCCGUCUCCGCCCUACUGCUCCGCUUCGUUCCCAUGCCCUACGGCCGGUACUCCUCGCCGCGCUUCGGCUGGCCGCUGCCCGCCCGCCCCGCCUGGGCGCUGCAGGAGCUGCCCUCCCUCCUCGUCCCGCUCGGGCUGGCCGCCUGCGGUGGGGCGGCCGCCGCCGCCUGGCCUAACCGCCUCCUCCUGGGCUGCUUCGUCGUGCACUACGCACACAGGGCGCUCAUAUUUCCUCUUCUGAUCCGGGAAGGAAAACCAACACCGUUUUUCACUUUUGUGCUAGCGCUUCUGUUCUGUGUUUACAACGGGUACUUGCAAGGCCGAAGCUUAAGCAACUAUGCAGAAUACCCUUCAGGCUGGUUAAAAGAUCCAUGUUUCAUUACAGGUUUUAUAGGGUGGUUGACUGGCAUGGCAAUCAAUAUUCAUUCUGAUCAUAUUCUCAGGAAUCUGAGAAAACCAGGGGAAAGUGGUUACAAGAUACCAAGAGGGGGAAUGUUUGAGUAUGUCAGUGGAGCCAACUUUUUUGGAGAGAUCCUGGAAUGGUUUGGGUUUGCCCUUGCCUGCUGCACCAUUGAAAGCCUUGCAUUUGCGUUGUGUACGCUUUUCAUCUUGGGUUCAAGGGCAAAGCAACACCACCAAUGGUACCUUGAGAAAUUUGAAGACUACCCAAAGAACAGAAAAAUUGUGAUCCCAUUUGUGUACUGA